Leptosia nina is the source of this 744-nucleotide messenger RNA. The record is from the annotation of a GenBank genome assembly. Lineage: Eukaryota; Metazoa; Arthropoda; Insecta; Lepidoptera; Pieridae.
AUGACUCGUGAAAGCUUUUUUAUUCUCGCCGUUUUGUUCGUCGUCUUUUCCAUUCAGACAACUGAUUUCCAGGAUAACUUAAUAAACGGGUACAGAACUUUAAUAGCCGAUAUACAAGUGAGAACGCAGAAGUCAAGAGAGGAUAUGGACACAUUGGUCUCACAAAUAAAAUUACUCAUGAAGAACGAAGCUGACAAAGCAAUUAAUUAUAUGACAGUAUAUCUCGAACAGAUAUCGUUAUAUUUUCAAGUUAUAAUUCACGAUCGUAAACCGCGCAACGGCACUUAUUGUAAGGAGAGCAUCGUAAAACUGCUGGGUGAGAACCUGCAGCUCGCUGAUGAAAAUGUCACGCUCUGCUUGGCUUUGGGCUAUCAGCGGGUACAGAGAUUGCCAGAGAAACUACAAGUUCACUUCGAAACCUUGGAGAACCUAAAGAAAUAUUCAGCCUCGAAACUGUUCGAAUGUCAAAAGCAACAACAAGUCGGCGGAAAUUGUUCUCAUGAAAGCCAAGACCUGGAAAGGACUGUGUUCCUCUACGAAACGUCACCAUUUCCGGUGGUCAUGGCGGAGAUAGCUAUACACGGUUUCAAAGAAGUGUCCGAUCUUAGCGUGUGCUUAAAAGACAUUAUAUCUCGCAUGAUGACGCAUUCCGUCAAAGUUAUCGGCGACUUCAAUAGAUGUAUUCACAAUAUAGAAAUGCCGAAACUCAAAUAUCUACUGAAGUUUAUGAAGAAGUAUGCUUGA